GAUAUUUUGGUGCAGCAGUCUUUUUGUACAUUAUAAAUGUCUCAAGGUGAUCGCUGAAGAUGUCCUUAUGUAAAUUUCAGUCCGUUCUAGAUAUUUGUCUUUAUCCGCUGUGGUCUGUCUUUGUGGUAUAAUGGAGACAUACUCACUCCUGAAAGUCAUCGGUGAAGGGUCUUUCGGUCGGGCUUUGUUAGUUCGAUGUAAAAGCAGCAAUGCGAAGUAUGUGGUCAAGGAAAUCCAGCUGCCAAAGAAUCGGACUAAACUGGAGAAUUCGAGGAGGGAAGCCAUCCUAUUGUCCAGAAUGAAACAUCCUAACAUUGUGGCCUUCCGGGAGGCAUUUGAAGCUGAGGACCUCCUGUGUAUUGUUAUGGAGUACUGCAGUGGAGGAGACCUGCUCCAGAGGAUUCGGCACCAGAACACUACACAGUUCUGUGUUGAUGAGAUCUUGAAGUGGUUUGCUCAAAUGUGUGCUGGUGCAAAGCACAUCCAUGAUAAGCAGGUUUUGCACAGGGAUCUAAAGUCCAAGAAUAUUUUCCUGACAGAUAAUGGGGAAGUCAAGCUCGGGGACUUUGGCUCAGCGUGUAUUUUGAACAGCUCAAAGGCUUAUGCUCAGACAUAUGUUGGGACACCAUAUUAUGUGGCUCCAGAAAUCUGGGAAAACAAGCCGUACAACAAUAAGAGUGAUGUGUGGUCUCUGGGCUGUGUUCUGUAUGAGCUCUGCACUCUGCGACACCCGUUCCAGGCACCCAGCUGGAAGAGUCUGAUUCUUAAGGUGUGUCGGGGUGCGUACCCACCCCUCCCCAACCACCUGCUGUACGAGCUGCAGUAUUUGGUCAAGCAGAUGUUUAAGACAAACCCAAAAGACAGGCCAUCCCUGCACACCAUCCUAACAUCUCACCGAGUUUCCAGACUCCUGCAUUCACAUCUGCCCUCCCAGGCAAUAGAGCUGAAGGAACAAGGGAGGCGAACAGGUCGAUGGAACAGAGAAGAGGGGAAGAAGGUGGCUAAUCUUCUGGGAGAGAGGAGUUUAAUAAAAACAUCAUUUGAAGGAACGGAGUUAACUGAGGGUCGCUUUGAAAGUAGAGAGCCCGGCCAUCGAAAGCAGUGGGCAGCUGAGCCAUCGGACACUGUGCUGCAGGUGCUGGCCAACGCCAGCCUCGCUUCAUCGGAUAGCAUGGCAUCAGACAACCAGGCCCUCACAGGAGUGUCAGAGGAGUCAAAGGACAGCAGGCAGAGGAGACAAUGGGAGAGGGAGCCUCCUGAGAGGCUUUUGAGUCUGUUGGAGAAGGCCCGGCUGAACAGAGCCUUCAGCACCUUUUUAAUAAACAGAGGAGACGAUGACCCUUUGGUUGGACCUCUCUCCCAGCCACAAAGAGACAGCACUGACGGGCCGGAGCCAGAAGUUGCUGUGGAUGAGGACCGGCUGCAGCCUCGCUCUGAUGACGAGGACACAGACUUUGAGGAAGAAUCUCCAUGUGACUGGAUAGAUGAAGUUGAGAAAAUGUUUUCCAAACACUGAAGCCUCAUUGCAUCGCAGCCCACACAGUCACAAAGCCGACAUUAUUGUUUACAUUUGUUUAAGACACUAACUGUGCACAUAUCAUGUCCUGUGAUGUAUGUUGAACCAGGUCUUGCUCUUGUAAAUUAGGACCAAUUUUCAUAGCAAGUUAUAAGCCAGGUUU
Messenger RNA from Monopterus albus (swamp eel), 1679 nucleotides. It is a transcript of the gene nek3, whose product is annotated as NIMA related kinase 3. Gene Ontology annotation, molecular function: ATP binding; protein kinase activity. The transcript has 13 exons. Bases 131 to 1516 code for a protein of 461 amino acids. Lineage: Eukaryota; Metazoa; Chordata; Actinopteri; Synbranchiformes; Synbranchidae. The record is from RefSeq and is a predicted model, not a curated record. Gene Ontology annotation, biological process: protein phosphorylation.